Talaromyces atroroseus is the source of this 1848-nucleotide messenger RNA. RefSeq lists its product as hypothetical. Gene Ontology annotation, biological process: glutathione catabolic process. Gene Ontology annotation, cellular component: plasma membrane. Lineage: Eukaryota; Fungi; Ascomycota; Eurotiomycetes; Eurotiales; Trichocomaceae. The record is from RefSeq and is a predicted model, not a curated record. Bases 1 to 1848 code for a protein of 615 amino acids. The transcript has 8 exons. Gene Ontology annotation, molecular function: glutathione gamma-glutamate hydrolase.
AUGGCCUACAAAGAUGAGGUUACGACUGCCGAUAUCGAGAAGCAGUCUCUGAUAUGCCCAAAAGCAAACCCCAAGCCCCAGAAGGGUUGGCCGAGCUCUGCGACUCUGGCUAAUAGGACUACACUGACCGCGUUGGCUGCUAUUGUCUGCUUGCUCAUCUAUUUUCAUACAUUGAGACCUUCUAUUUCUCUCAAGUCGUGCGCCUCAACAACGCCCCUCUCAGUAUAUGCUAAUGGCAAUGCGCAAAUUGGUGCUGUUGCAAGUGAGAGCUCCAUAUGCAGCGCAGCCGGAAUUGACAUGUUAAAAAGCGGGGGAAAUGCAGCAGAUGCUAUGGUUGCAACUGUGUUCUGCGUUGGAGUCAUUGGUAUGUAUCACAGCGGUAUUGGCGGAGGGGGCUUUGCUCUUAUACGGUCGCCGGAUGGGACCUUUGAAAAUAUCGAUUUUCGUGAGACUGCACCGGCCGCAGCAUUCCAGGAGAUGUUCGCCAAUGAUACACUUGGAUCCGUUUUUGGCGGAUUGGCUAGUGCGGUGCCAGGCGAGGUUCGUGGCCUGGAAUACAUACAUAACAAAUACGGAGCUCUCGAGUGGUCGACAGUGGUCCAGCCUGCCAUUAGAGUUGCUCGAGAAGGCUUCCCUGUAACGGAUGACUUGUAUCGAGCUAUCAACAGUACUAUGAAAGAUGGGGACAGUUUCCUAAGAACCGACCCGUCAUGGGCUUUGGACUUCGCGCCAAAUGGCACUCUUCUGGGUCUCGGGGAUACUAUUUAUCGAACACGUUAUGCAGACACUCUGGAAUUUAUUGCAAACCAAGGGUCAGACGCCUUCUACAGUGGCCCUAUCGCUGAGACAAUGAUUCAAGCUGUCCAGGCAGCUAAUGGGACAAUGACAAUGGAGGAUCUCCAAGCCUACAAACCCACUUUACGCGAUGCUCAACAGAUUGAUUAUCGAGGCUAUAAGAUUACUAGCACUUCAGCUCCGUCGAGUGGUAGUAUUGGUCUGAGUAUACUGAAGAUUGUUGAUGGCUAUAAUGAUUUCUUUUCUCCGGAGACGACGGAAUUGAGCACUCACCGACUCAAUGAAGCCAUGCGAUUUGGAUACGGCCAGAGGACGAGCUUCGGUGAUCCAUCCUUCUUGCCGGGCUUACAGCAACGCGAGCAGGAUAUUUUGAGUGAUGGUUUUGCUUCCAGUAUUCGUCGGCGGAUAUCUGAUUUCCACACUCAGGAUGUAUCAGCCUAUGACCCCGAUGGGCUUGAGAGUUUAGACACACCGGGAACCUCCCAUAUAUCAGCAGCUGAUCACUCUGGGCUCGCAAUAUCGUUAACGACUACAAUUAAUCUUUUUUUCGGUAGCUUGGUCAUGGUUCCAGAGACCGGAAUCAUCAUGAAUAACGAGAUGGACGAUUUCUCCAUCCCCGGAUCAUCGAAUCGGUUCGGCUAUGCCCCGUCCCCUUCCAACUAUAUCCGGGCAGGAAAACGGCCCAUAUCGUCUAUCACGCCAAUGAUUGUGACCAACCCAGAUGGGUCACUGUAUUUUGUGACUGGGGCCGCUGGUGGUAGUCGCAUUAUCACCGCAACAGUCCAAAGCGUUAUCAACUUGAUUGAUCGAGCAAUGGACCCCCUUCGGGCACUUUCUGAGCCUCGCCUUCACGACCAGCUGAUCCCGAACGUGGUGGCCUUUGAAGAAACAUUCAACAACGACACCGUUCAGUUCAUGCGAGAACGAGGCCACAACGUCACUACGUUGGCCAUAGGAGCAAGCUCAGCCCAGUGCGUCCGGCUGCUGUCCAACGGCACAUUCGAGGCUGUUGGCGAGCCAAGACAGAAGAAUUCUGGUGGCUUUGCUAUUUGA